Salvia hispanica is the source of this 1234-nucleotide messenger RNA. Its product is annotated as WAT1-related protein At2g37460-like. NCBI's taxonomy places the organism in Eukaryota, Viridiplantae, Streptophyta, Magnoliopsida, Lamiales, Lamiaceae. Gene Ontology annotation, molecular function: transmembrane transporter activity. Gene Ontology annotation, cellular component: membrane. The record is from RefSeq and is a predicted model, not a curated record.
UGCUUGGAGUAGAAUGAUGGAUUGGCAGAAAGUGAAGCCAUACGUGUGUGUAAUAAUCGUACAAUUUGCUAACGCAGGUUUUACCGUAGUCGCCAAAGCUGCUCUAAACCAAGGAAGCAGCCAUUUCACAUUUUCAGUCUACAGAAACGCUUUCGCAGCGGCUAUCUUCAUUCCUUUAGCCUUCUUUCUAGAAAGGAAAACCAGGCCAACAACAAUUACUCUCUCCACAUUCAUCAAGAUCUUUCUACUUGGCAUAAUUGACCCGGUAAUCGGUCAGAACACCUUCUACGCCGGCCUCAAAUACUCAUCACCUACAUUCACCUCAGCCAUAUGUAAUCUUCGGCCUGCUAUGAUUUUUCUACUUGCUUGGAUUUUGGGGAUUGAGAAGGUGAAGUGGAAAGAAAUUGGCAGUCAUGCGAAGAUUGUGGGAACGUUGAUCACUUUAGUCGGAGCGAUGAUGGUGACCUUCAUAAGAGGGCGUGCCAUAGAGUUGCCGUGGACGCAUAAGUCCAACCAUGCUGCCACUAGAAACGCUGGCGAAGAUCCGAUAAAAGGAGCUGUGUUGAUCACAACCAGCUGUUUAUGCUACUCCGCCUUCUACAUUCUUCAGGCAAUCACAUUGAAGGUGUAUCCAGCCGGACUUUCCCUCACAGCGGCCACCUGCACGAUCGGAGCAGUGGUCGGAACUGCGCUCACUUUGGUUGUAGAGAAGGGAAAUACCGCCAUUUGGGCUUUGGGAUGGGACGCUAAGCUCUUGGCUUAUGUUUAUGGUGGAAUAUUAAAUUCUGGAAUGAGUUUUUAUCUUGCUGGAGUGGUGAUAAAUGCUAAAGGGCCAGUUUUCCUGACAGCAUUCAAUCCUUUGAACUUGAUCAUCGUCGCAAUUUUGAGUUCUUUCAUUUUUGCCGAGCAAAUGAGAGUUGGAAUGGCUAGUGGAGCUGUGGUGACUAUUGUUGGGUUGUACAUGGUGAUAUGGGGUAAAACAAAGGAUCCUAAAGAGGCAGAAAAGAUUCAGCUGCCACAGUUACACAAUAAAUCAUCAUCAAGCUUCAAGGCCUCACCAACAUCAUCCCCUAAUGUUGUUUAGUGAUAAUUAUUAGUAUAAUGCUCAUAUCUCUAUUUAAUAUGGAGUAUAAUAUAACAAGUGCAACACUAGUGUUACGUUGAUUCAUAACUAGUGGGGUGUUUCAUGGCAGAGAAUGCAUGGAAUUAUUAAUGGAUGAGAUCAAUUUCUUUA